Molecule: messenger RNA, 1395 nt
Organism: Hibiscus syriacus
Lineage: Eukaryota; Viridiplantae; Streptophyta; Magnoliopsida; Malvales; Malvaceae
Exons: 7
Coding region: 30-1223 (397 amino acids)
Source: RefSeq, a predicted model, not a curated record
UACCAGUUCGUCUAAAAAAAACGAAGACAAUGUGGCGCUCAAUUCGCCAACUACCUUCGUUCUCCGUCCGUUCAACCCGCACCCAAUCGCUGCCUUACUCUUCCUUCCUCUCCCUCUCUCCCUUUCUCUCUAAAUCCCAACCCUCCGCUUUCUUCUUCGCUACCUCUAAAACCCUACGCUCAGUCGCCACUUCAUCACCCUCCACCACCAUCUUAUGGUCUUUCAGCGGCGUCAUCAACGCCAGCCGAAGUAUCACCUCCAGAUGCAUUUCAUCGUUCUCGACUCAGCAACCGGAAAUGGUGGUUGAUUGGAACGACGCGGUUUCUUGCCCGGAAGUCGGCGAUGAUGGAGCGGUGGAAGAAGGCGCUAAACGUUCUAUUCCAGUUCGAGCUUAUUUUUUUUCUACCUGUGUGGAUUUGAGAGGAUUGAUGGAGCAGAACAAGCAGAAUAUUAUACCGCCGACGUCACGAAUGACUAACUAUGUUGUUCUGAAGUUUGGUGAUCUUUCUUGUUCCCCUGGUCCUGGUGUUUUCAUAAGUGGAAGUAACUGCUGUUUCAUGGUGGUGUUCCAGUAUGGUUCCAUCGUGUUGUUUAAUGUGCGUGAAUGUGAUGUGGAUCAGUAUCUGAAAAUUGUUGAAAAACAUGCAUCGGGAUUGCUUCCUGAAAUGAGAAAGGAUGAGUAUGAAGUGAGAGAGAUGCCUGCUCUAAAUACAUGGAUGCAAGGUGGAUUGGAUUACAUCAUGUUGCAGUUCUUGGAUAUUGAUGGAAUCCGUACCAUUGGAAGUGUUCUUGGUCAAAGUAUUGCUCUCGACUAUUAUGUGCGCCAGGUUGAUGGGAUGGUUGCGGAAUUUACCGACAUAAAUCGUGGGAUGGAAAAAACAGGAACAUUUACCAUGGACAGCAAGAAACUUUUUCAGAUAGUGGGAAAGGCAAACUCUAAUCUUGCUGACGUGAUUCUUAAGCUCGGACUUUUUGAGAGAUCAGAUAUUGCCUGGAAAGAUGCCAAAUACGCCAUAAUCUGGGAAUUUGUAAGAGAUGAAUUUGAAUUAACUCAAAGAUUUGCAGGUCUUGAUUUCAAGUUGAAGUUCGUUGAGCACAACAUUCGGUUUCUUCAAGAAAUUCUUCAAAAUAGGAAAUCAGAUUUUCUGGAGUGGCUCAUCAUUGUGUUGAUAAGCGCCGAAAUCGUCAUCUCUCUUUAUGACCUCAUCAAGAGGUCGUUAUGACCCUUGGAUACAGGUUAGUAAUUUUCAUAUUGUCAAAACAAUUUCUCAUCAGAAGUGGCUUUUGCUGUAAAUUUACUUAAUAUCUCUAGUUAGCUUUUGCUGUAACGAUUAGAUUAACUACAUCACCAUUUUGAUUCUUGUAAAUGAUAUGGGUUCAUAGGAAUUUAGCUUU